AUGCCCUCCUUUUCAAGCGCCUCGCAGACUUUGCCUGCAAAUGCUGCUCUUGGGGAAGUUCGCGAACCAUCGGAGGAUCUUGUCACGGCCUUAAAGGAUGCUAUUCGGGAUCCUUUAGGAUCGCAUACGGCUGUCCACCUCCUUCAAGAGAAAGUGAAAGAGGAUUUCCGCCUGCGAAUGCGUGUCCGAAGUCUUCUGGGAAAUACCUGGCUUCCAGAAAAGCUAAGCACUCUCUGGAAUGUCACAUACGAUUCCGCAAGCAAGGAGGAGAUCGAAGCUCGGUUGCUUCGCCAGAAAGAAAUUCUCUACGAUAUUGGGGUCGGAAAGAGAGAUCUCUACGAGCUUAUUCCAUACGAAAUCUUAAAUUGUCCUAAAUGCUACGAAUUUUGCUUUGGCACUGAAAAGCCCGAUGACUUCUUUUUCUGCAUCGCUGCCAAGGCAGAAACACCGGAGGAAAGAAAUCAUGUGCUUUUUCGAUGCCCACCGCAGCUGCUACUCCGGAUGUCCUUAGGAUCUGAAGAAUGGCUCAAAAUCUGCCGAGAAAACUUUCCAGAUUUGACCUGGCAGCCCCUUACUCAAAAAGAGAAUGAUGAAUUAUUUACUUCUUUUAAGAAAAAGGGUUGGAUGUGGGAUUGA
This is a messenger RNA of Penicillium odoratum, 636 nucleotides long. RefSeq lists its product as uncharacterized. The record is from RefSeq and is a predicted model, not a curated record. The coding region runs from base 1 to 636 and encodes 211 amino acids. Lineage: Eukaryota; Fungi; Ascomycota; Eurotiomycetes; Eurotiales; Aspergillaceae. The transcript has a single exon.